UUUUUCCAUGCCAACAGCACUGAUUUAAAAUAAUGCGAGUAGAAGCUCUUGAAGUGAAUUAUAAUUCAUAUUGGCUUAGUCAUCACAGUGUUGCUAUAUGGAUGACUAGACACAAAUUUAUUGAUUGAAAAAUAUGAUAUCAUAAUUUAUAUUCUUCAGUAAUCUGGAGAUAAGGAAGUGCUGCUAGAAAAUGCUGGCAAGGAAGCCAGUGAAAACUUCGAAGACAUAGGUCAUUCUAGCAAAGCUAGGGAACUGAUGACAAAGUACAAAAUUGGAGAAUUGGUGAAGUCUGAACGCAAAGCAGUCCUAACAAAGGACGUUGACUGGGAAACUUAUCACAGCUCUGACGAUGCUUCGUCCACAUCACAGGCUGUGUCACAGAGUUCUUCGAAGUCACGGAUAAUCCCAAUUCUUCUAGGAAUCCUUGCCACAAUUAUGUACCGUACCUAUUUCCAGGAUUAGGUAAAGUCAUCAAAAGACAUUCUCAUAAAAGCAUUCGAGGAUUCUGAGGAUGAUUAUCAUUAUGGAAAUUUAUUUAAUGAAGUAUAUCUUUGAUUUUGUUGUAUCAUUUCGAUGUUUGUCUGGAAUUGGAAUGUUUGAACUGAGUUUGAA
This is a messenger RNA of Phaedon cochleariae (mustard beetle), 612 nucleotides long. Lineage: Eukaryota; Metazoa; Arthropoda; Insecta; Coleoptera; Chrysomelidae. The record is from the annotation of a GenBank genome assembly.